GUUAAAGGUGAGGGACAGACAAAGUGAGAUGAAUAAUCAUGAGCUUUCUUUCUUCUCUUCUCACCUCUUGUUACAGUCUGGAUUUUCCUGCCUGUACACAUCCCUCCUCGCUCUCGCCUAGUUAUUCCACAAGCCUCCACUUUCACUUUUCUUCCUGGAACCAGGGCUCAGUGUGGCCCCCCAGCUCAGAUUAGACCCCCAUGGAUCCACUGCAGAAAUGGGAUCCAAUGUCAAUUUCUGUGCCCUCCCGCAUAGCCACUGUGACGAGCUCCCAAGAGGCCUCAGCAGCCCCUCAGCCUUCCUCUUCAGAAAAGCUAAGCAUGGGCCUCAGCAUCCUCAGUGUCAACCCCAGCCCCAGUUCCAGUGUCCCUGCUCCUCUGUCAGAGCGGCUGUUCCAGCAGCAGGCCCGGGAGAAGGCGGCUCUGUGGCAGCAGUACUGGGAGAAGCAGGGCUUUCCUCAGAGGAAGAAAGUCUUCCUGAGGCACUCGAGACGCUGGCACCGGGAUCACAUGGCCCCUUACCUGCUUGAAAGAGAUGUCAGAGGCUUUCCCUCAGGCAACAAAGCUCAGAAUCAGCUUCAAUGCCAGAGCCACGUGCAGAAUAUUGCUGUGAUGAGUGGGCCGAGGAACGCAGCCCCCAACCCUCCCUCCUGGGAAAUGUUGGUGCAGGGCCUCAAUGGCCUCACUCUCAGCCUGGGAGCCAACAGACCUGUCCCUCUGCCAGAGCGGCCUCGGCAGCAGCAGGAGCCAGAAGACAUGCGCCAGCUGGAGAGGCAGCAGGAAAGCCUGAAGAUGUUCCAGAGGAUGCUCAAGUAGUGGAUUUAAGAAGGCUGAGGUGCUGACCCCCAGAGGAUAGAUAUGAAGAUCCUGCAUUGCUGUCUCAGGGGCAUGGACUGCUCUGAGAUCAAGGCAGUCCAAUGCCACUGAAUAAGUCCCAAUACUUGUGCUGUGAUUGGAAUUGUUGUUGGAAAGAUGUCAACUACCCUGCCUGUCUUUCAGCAUGCCUUUUUGGAUGUGGUGCUACGUGGUGCGUAUACAGAAGAAAACGCUACCAGCAAUCCCCAAAUGCUCGUGAUGUGAUUCAUACACUGAGAGUUUUCAUUGAUUUUUCUUAAGCUCAACACCUCCUUCAACUUCUUGUUAAAAAGAACCAAUACCAUAUGUAUAUGUAUGUUUAUCUAUGUAUAUAUAGAAGACAUACAUCUACACGUCUUCUUGAUGUCAGUUUAUUGAGUGCCCCCACAAGAAAGAUGACUACAUACAUUGGGGUGCAUGUGCUGGGUAGGAGAGAAAGAGAUCCACUUGCAGCUUCCUGAAACUGAAGUCAUGGAAUGCAGGCUUAAGGCAGCUGUCCAAUGUACUAUAGUGGGUAAAACAUCCAAUUGUGUGAGCCUAUAUGGAAGAAGAGAAGUUAUCUUUCUUAACCACACCAAAUGGUGGGUCUCUGGAGGAAUUUCCCAUGCGUUCAGUCAAUUAUGGUCAUAGCAGAAGUCAACAAGGGAUUGCAGAACUCUGUGUCAUCCCCUCCCACUCCUACCUACCCUCUAGCUCUUCAUUUCACUAAUAUAACAAUUUAAAGACACUUGGGUAGAUCAGGGAAGCCAUAGUUUCAUUUAGAUGAGGAGACAAAGAGAUUAGAAGCUCCCAUAUGCCUGCAGGAGCCAGCAUGGACAGUCUAGAGAGUAGAUAAGCACUGCACUGAACAAAGGUUUGGAGGACAUCAUUAUGGCCUCAUAAAUUGGUGAUACAUGGUGAAUGAUUUUAGGGACUUGGGUUACAAGUCCCAUCUUUUCCUGUAAUGGCACUGUGUAUAACUAUGGCCUGAGUAUACACAUAAUAUUGACUGGAGGGCUGUGCAGGUGUCCCUCAAGUGUUCCCUUAGUGGUCAAUGGCCAGCAGUGGAAAGUGCUCUAUUAG
Messenger RNA from Apodemus sylvaticus (European woodmouse), 1916 nucleotides. RefSeq names its product protein FAM156A/FAM156B-like. Gene Ontology annotation, cellular component: nucleus. The transcript has a single exon. Lineage: Eukaryota; Metazoa; Chordata; Mammalia; Rodentia; Muridae. The record is from RefSeq and is a predicted model, not a curated record. Gene Ontology annotation, biological process: epigenetic programing of female pronucleus. The coding region runs from base 201 to 815 and encodes 204 amino acids.